CACAAAGAACACAAACCAUACCAGACAAUGCUGGUAUUGGGUAGUCAAAAGCUCACAGAACUGAGGGAUUCAAUUUGCUGUGUCAGUGACCUCCAGAUUGGUGGAGAAUUCAGCAACACUCCUGACCAAGCCCCUGAGCACAUCAGCAAAGACCUAUACAAAUCAGCCUUCUUUUAUUUUGAAGGAACAUUUUACAAUGAUAAAAGAUAUCCAGAAUGUAGAGAUUUGAGCAGAACUAUCAUUGAGUGGUCAGAGGCCCGUGAUAGAGGCUAUGGCAAGUUUCAGACUGCUAGAAUGGAAGAUUUCACCUUCAAUGACUUGUAUAUUAAACUGGGUUUUCCUUACUUAUACUGUCACCAGGGUGACUGUGAACAUGUUGUUGUCAUUACUGACAUAAGGCUUGUGCAUCAUGAUGACUGCUUGGAUAAGACACUUUAUCCCCUUCUUAUAAAGAAGCACUGGCUAUGGACCAGAAAAUGUUUUGUUUGUAAAAUGUACACAGCUAGGUGAGUGAUACUU
Molecule: messenger RNA, 519 nt
Organism: Galeopterus variegatus (Sunda flying lemur)
Lineage: Eukaryota; Metazoa; Chordata; Mammalia; Dermoptera; Cynocephalidae
Product: snRNA-activating protein complex subunit 3-like
Exons: 4
Biological process (GO): snRNA transcription by RNA polymerase III; snRNA transcription by RNA polymerase II
Cellular component (GO): snRNA-activating protein complex
Molecular function (GO): core promoter sequence-specific DNA binding; bent DNA binding; RNA polymerase III type 3 promoter sequence-specific DNA binding
Source: RefSeq, a predicted model, not a curated record